This is a messenger RNA of Rhodotorula graminis WP1, 1112 nucleotides long. RefSeq lists its product as uncharacterized. The transcript has 6 exons. The annotation marks the transcript as partial. The record is from RefSeq and is a predicted model, not a curated record. NCBI's taxonomy places the organism in Eukaryota, Fungi, Basidiomycota, Microbotryomycetes, Sporidiobolales, Sporidiobolaceae. Gene Ontology annotation, molecular function: oxidoreductase activity, acting on the CH-OH group of donors, NAD or NADP as acceptor.
CCAUGCCUGCUGUCCCGACCGACUCUCUCGUGCUCCUCACCGGUGCCUCGGGCUACCUUGCCGUCCACGUCCUCAAGCAGCUCCUCGAGCGUGGCUUCCGCGUCCGCGGCACCGUCCGCAGCCAGGACAAGGGCGACUACCUCAAGCAGCUCCUCGCCAAGGACGGCCUCGACUCCAGGUUCGAGGUUGCCAUCGUCGAGGACGUCGAGAAGCCUGGUGCCUUCGACGAGGCUGUCAAGGGCGUCGACGCCGUCGUCCACACCGCUUCGCCGUUCCACUUCAACGUGACCAAGGCCGACGAGCUCAUCGGCCCGGCCGUUCAGGGCACCCUGUCCGCCCUCCAGGCCGCAAAGAAGGAGCCCAAGGUCAAGCGCGUCGUCAUCACGGCCAGCUUUGCGUGCAUCGUCGAGCCCAAGGAGCCCGUCUACACGUUCACCGAGCGCGACUGGAACGAGUUCUCGCCCAACGAGGUCAAGACCAAGGGCGACAAGGCCGACCCGAGCCAGAUGUACCGCGCGUCCAAGACGCUCGCAGAGCGAGCGGCGUGGGACUUUGUCGACAAGGAGAAGCCGUCGUUCGACAUUACGACGAUCCAGCCGCCGCUCAUCUUUGGCCCCGUCCUGCACGACGUCAAGAAGCCCGACAGCCUCAACACGUCGGUCAACAACUUCUACCAGUACCUCGAGGGCAAGAAGAGCGCCGACGACGCCCAGGGCGGCUUUGGCAGCUUUGUCGACGUGCGCGACGUCGCCCACCUGCACGUCGAGAGCCUCGUCAAGGAGGAGGCCGGCAACGAGCGCUUCCUCGUCGCUACCGCCGACUCGUCGUACCAGCCGCUCCUCGACCUCUUCUUCGAGCACGCGCCCUCGUCGCUCAAGGACGCGUUCCCGAGCGCCGAAAAGGGCCGCCCGGGCCAGGCCAAGCCCAAGCAGAACGUCAUCGACACGGCCAAGGCGCGCAAGACGUUCGGUUGGCAGCCCAAGGACGCAAAGGACACGGUCAUCGACAUGGCCCAGUCGCUCGCCGAGUACAAGCAGCAGUGGGAGAAGGCGUAGGGGAUGGCCGAGCGAGUUCUAGCCGAAAGAAAGUUGCAUUCGUAUCCGUGCUCCCUC